Bufo bufo (common toad) is the source of this 709-nucleotide messenger RNA. Its product is annotated as sodium/iodide cotransporter-like. Gene Ontology annotation, biological process: sodium ion transport; iodide transmembrane transport. The transcript is spliced from 5 exons. NCBI's taxonomy places the organism in Eukaryota, Metazoa, Chordata, Amphibia, Anura, Bufonidae. The record is from RefSeq and is a predicted model, not a curated record. The coding region runs from base 10 to 681 and encodes 223 amino acids. Gene Ontology annotation, molecular function: symporter activity.
UUUACAGUGAUGGGAGUGAUCAGUGGCCCAUUGCUUGGGGCCUUUAUGCUGGGAAUGUUCACGUCUUCAUGCAACACUCCUGGUGUGUUCUCAGGCCUCAUUGUGGGAAUUAGUCUAUCCCUCUGGGUAGCAGUUGGAGGUACUCUUUAUCCACCAUCUCCAGAAAUAAUGGGAGUGCUGCCUACGUAUGCAGAACAAUGUCCUAUCUAUAAUUCAAGUCAAGGUAUCAUAUAUGGAUUACCCCCACCAAGAAACAUUACAGCUCCUAUACCAAGGACAACCAUUGCUGAUGAAUUCUACGCUCUGUCUUAUCUGUAUUAUGGUGCCUUGGGCACCUUUUCUACAAUUAUAAGUGGAGUUAUUGUCAGCUAUACAACAGGACCUACCAAGAGAGAAACAUUAGCUCAUGGCCUGCUUUGGUGGGACCUAGGAACGGUACAGACUGUAAAAUCAACAGAGAUGCUACCCGAGGGGGAGGUGAAAUUCCAAGCUACAGAGAAGAGAGAUGCUUACAACUUUCCAAUUCAGCCUAACCCUGAAUUUCCAAAUACUGAGAAUAAUCGGUUCAUGUUGAAAGCAGAUGCCACCUCUUCCCAGAAGAAAGAGCCAAAACAUCUUGAAGAAAACAGCUGCUUUACUUUUUGGCCUUUGAAAAAAGUUGACAGAGAGUCAUAUAUAUGAUUUUCCUGAGGAUAGGCCAUCAAUAUUG